AUGAGCGGCGCCGAGCACGUCGCGGACCAGACGCUGCCCUCCACGCUCUCCAUCCUGCCCCUCAAGAACCGCAUCCUGCUUCCGUCCUCCGCCAUGAAGCUCCUGCUCACCUCCCCGAGGUCCGUGGCGCUCGUCGACGCCAUCCUGUCGUCCACGUCCGCCGGGAGUGGCCACCACCACUCGCUCUACGUGGGCGUGGUGCCGACGCGGAGGGACCCGCGGGCCAACUCCAACGCGUUCGCCGCCGCCAACGGGAUGCUCGACGACACCGACGACAACGAGGACGCGCCGCAUCACGCGGGCGGCGAUCACGAGGACGAGCGCGCGCGGCUCCACGACGUGGGCACCGCCGCUCGCAUCGUCCAAAUCUCGCGCAAGGACUCCCCCGUCCGGUCCUACACACUCCUCCUCGAGGGACGCUGCAGGUUUGGCCUCGACAAGCUCACCGCCGUGCACCCCUUCAUCGUCGGCGAGGUUCGACAGCUCGACGCCGCGGGAGGAAGCCAAGGGGACCCGGAGCAGGACGAUCCGGAGCUCGCCGCCGUCGCCGCUUCGUUUAAAGAUCGCGCGAGGGAGCUGGUGGACCGGCUCGAGCGUCGCAAGGGCCACGCGCGGCGGCUCAAGUCGAUGCUCGAGUCCGCCCCGGCGCACAGACUCGCGGACCUCUUCGUCGCCGCGUUCGAGGACUCCUUCGACGCCAGGCUGGAGCUCCUGUCCACGACGUGCCCGAAGGAGCGCAUGCGCAGGGCGCUGUCCCUGGUGGAGGCGCACCUGGGCCAGCUGGACGUCACCACGGACAUCGCGAAGCGCGUGGAGGGGCGGCUGUCCAAGACGCAGCGCGAGUACCUGCUGAGGCAGCAGAUGCAGGCCAUACGCGAGGAGCUCGGCGAGACGGACGGCGCCGGGGGCGAGGAGGACGACCUGGACCAGCUCCAACGACGCCUUCACGACGCGGCGCCGCCCGACGAAGUCCUCAAGCAGGCCACGCAGGAGCUUCGCAAGCUGCGGAAGAUGACGGAACAGGCGCCGGCGUACGGGUCGACGCGUUCGUGGAUCGAGUGCGUGGCGAGUUUGCCGUGGAGCAAGGAGGCGGCGGCGGAUGCGCACGAGGUGGCCAUGGUCGAGGCCAGAGCCGUUUUAGACGAGGAGCACUACGGACUCGACAAGGUGAAGGAUCGCAUCGUCGAGUACCUCGCCGUGCGAAGGCUCCGGCCGGAGGCGAGGCCGCCCAUCCUGUGCUUCACCGGCCCGCCCGGCGUGGGCAAGACCACGCUCGCGAGGUCCAUCGCGAGAGUCUUGUCCAGACCGUUUCAGCGAAUAUCGCUCGGCGGCGUGAGAGACGAGGCGGACAUCCGCGGCCACCGACGAACGUACAUCGCGUCGAUGCCCGGGCGCCUCAUCGCGGGACUGCGCCGGUGCGGCGUGAAAGACCCGGUGUUACUCCUGGACGAGCUCGAUAAGAUGGGCGCGGACUCGCGCGGGGACCCGGCGGCGGCGAUGCUCGAGGUUUUGGACCCCGAGCAGAACCACGCGUUCACCGACCACUACCUCGGCGUCCCGUUCGACCUGUCCCGGGUCACGUUCCUCGCCACCGCGAACGACCCGAGGACGAUACCCGGCCCGCUCCGCGACCGCAUGGAGAUGAUCGACGUCCCGGGGUACACCUCCGAGGAGAAGCACCACAUCGCCAUGACUCACGUGGUGCCGAGGGUCCUCGACGAGCACGGGCUGCUCCGCCCCAAGCCGAGGCUCACGAUUCCCCGCGAGGCCGUGGAGGUUGUCGUGAGGAGCUACACGAGAGAGGCGGGCGUGCGGGGCCUGCAACGGUGCCUCGCGUCGCUCUGUCGCGCGGCGGCGGUGCACGCGGCGCAGGCGUCAGACCAUAAAGCCGUCGAGGGAGGCGGAGGCGGAGGCGUCGGAGGCGUCGGAGGCGUCGUCCUCGCCUCGCCCCCCCAAGCGCCCGUAUCCCCCGCCGCGCUGCACCCCGCCGCCGCGGCGCUCUCCCGCAUCGGCCCCGACGGCGUGCCCGUGGUCACCAGGGAGCUCAUCGAGAAGGUGCUCGGUCCCCCGCGGUACGACGGCGCCAGCGACGACCUUCGCUCCAGCGGGCUCGUCCCGGGCGUCGUCGCCGGUCUCUCCUGGACCGCGGUGGGCGGGGAUAUCAUGUACAUCGAAGCCGCGGUCAUGCCCGGCGCGGGUUCGCUGCAGCUGACGGGUCAGCUCGGGGACGUCAUCAAGGAGAGCGCGCACAUCGCGAUGUCCUGGGCGCAGGGCGGGCACUGGCCCGUCCGCGGCCAUCACGGCGGCGACGGGUCCCCGGGCGGUCACGGCUUACUUCGCGGUCGCAACGUCCACAUCCACCUCCCCCAGGGCGCGAUACCCAAGGACGGGCCCAGCGCGGGAGUCACCAUGUGCUGCGCCCUCGUGUCGUUGUUCAGCGGGAGGCCCGUGCGCGUGGACACCGCGAUGACCGGCGAGGUUUCUCUGCGCGGGCUGGUGCUCCCCGUCGGGGGCAUAAAAGAGAAGCUCAUCGCGGCGCAUCAAAACGGAAUCGCGCGAGUGCUGGUCCCCGCGAGGAAUCUGAGCGACGUCGAGCACGAGGUGCCGGAGAGCGUGAGGGCCGAGUUGAAGAUCGUGCCGUGCGCGACGAUGGCGGACGUGCUGGAGAACGCGUUCGAGGGUGGGUACAGGCUGGCGAUGCCGUCCAAGCUGUGAGGAGUAAACCAAGCUGUGAGGAGUAAACCGAGCUGUGAGGAGUAAACUGUCGGAGUUUACCACGGCGCGACGCAUUCUUUUUUGUUGUACAGUCAGAGAGGAGACGGCUCGACGAGCCGCCCGGCCCGCACGUUCGCG
Micromonas commoda is the source of this 2853-nucleotide messenger RNA. RefSeq names its product lon protease. The transcript is spliced from 2 exons. Gene Ontology annotation, biological process: protein processing; protein targeting to peroxisome; protein catabolic process. Gene Ontology annotation, cellular component: peroxisomal matrix. Lineage: Eukaryota; Viridiplantae; Chlorophyta; Mamiellophyceae; Mamiellales; Mamiellaceae. Gene Ontology annotation, molecular function: ATP hydrolysis activity; serine-type endopeptidase activity; ATP-dependent peptidase activity. The record is from RefSeq and is a predicted model, not a curated record. Bases 1 to 2715 code for a protein of 904 amino acids.